Venustampulla echinocandica is the source of this 5358-nucleotide messenger RNA. RefSeq lists its product as uncharacterized. Gene Ontology annotation, molecular function: cytoskeletal motor activity; chitin synthase activity; ATP binding. Gene Ontology annotation, cellular component: cell periphery; cell septum; myosin complex. NCBI's taxonomy places the organism in Eukaryota, Fungi, Ascomycota, Leotiomycetes, Helotiales, Pleuroascaceae. The coding region runs from base 1 to 5358 and encodes 1785 amino acids. The record is from RefSeq and is a predicted model, not a curated record. The transcript has 3 exons.
AUGGCGGGAAACAACCGCUCGUCGAUGUACUCGAUGACGUCCUCAGUAGCAGGUGGCCCCCGAAACGCCAUUGCGACCGCUCAGCAAUCCACCCAGGUGUCUACGACCACUCUCCUGAACGCCGUCCAUACUAUUUACACAUCCGGCCAACCCUACCGACUAGACGCCAGCACCAGCUUGGUAGUCAAUACUUGGUUGACAGCUUCUCAAGCUGAUCAUGAAGGACGGGCUGGUGGCACCGUUGAUGCUGCGCUUGCGGCACGAGCCUGGGAGCAUGCUAGACGUCGUGCCGAAGACGGUUGUAUUGUCUUAGGGGCUCUCCAUCCGUCUACGCCCUCUGUUCUGGCACCAUUCCUAGCCACACUGCCUCUCUCUAUGCCUUCCUCACUAUAUACUGCUCUCAAUGCACUCCGGCCUUUUACCCACGCCGCUUGUCCUCAGAACCCUUCAACCCCUCGACACUCAGCCCUCGGCGUGACGUUGACGCUUAAUCUCACCGGCAACCUCACCGCGGCUGCAUUGUCGCUGUCAGAAGGCGGCAUUGACACCUCGAAAGGCUUGCUUAACAUUCCCGCAGAAGCCGGCUAUAGAGCCUUCGAUGUCUUCUACUACCUCUUGACGUCCGCCUCGACACCAGCAGAACGGGAAUUUUUGGGGCUGAAACAUGCCUCAAACUACACCCUUCUGGCAAAGUCUAGCACGUACGACCCGCCCUCAUAUCUGCCAACCGCGGACGAUGCGGCCUCCGCCGAUGACUUCCGCGCCGCAUUGAAAGAAAUUGGGAUUAAGGGUGCAGCACAUCGAAACCUGAUCUCGAUUCUAGCUGGGCUUCUGAAGCUUGGUGACACUCUGGACUUUUCACUAGACGAAGAUGCUUUGGAGGAGAUCUGUGAGGAUGUGGGUGGCUUGCUUGGGCUCGAGCCGGAUGUCCUUGUUAAGCAGUGUACAACAUCGGAGCGGGAGACUCUGAUUGGCGGGUUGUACGAGGCACUGGUCGAUUGGAUCAUUCUUAAAGCCAACGAGGCCAUCAGCAGUGAUAUGCAAAAAAUCAAGGAUGGCGACUCAUCUAGUGACGGUGGACCCGGGAUCCAAACCCCCAAUAGUGAGGAGGGUAAUAGCGACACGGUUUGCAUCACGGUGCUCGAAAUCCCAGACCCUACCCUUGGCAAAGGCGCUGCAAUGCGAGGUGUUUUCGAUGAUACCCAAGGCAUCAACUCUGAAAUGAAGGAGGAUGGUGUUGAUGUGGUUCCUGCCGGGUCAUCUGUGCUGCGGGAAAUGCAAAAUGCACUCUCAGAGGUCGGUCCUGACCUGGGAAUCAUGACUGGACCUGCCGCACGGGAGCGAGAGCAUGAACGCGAAAAACGUGAAGUUGUCCUAGAGAAAGUAGGUAGGGAAGGCGAAGAUGAUGGCUUCUUAAAGAAACUCCUCUUCCCAAUCGAUGGCGAAGGCGUAAACCUCGGCCGCGCAGGACGUCUUGACCUCCAGACAGUCCUUGGAAGCAGCCGUGUAUGGUACCAUUUGUCACUUCACCCUACCGACGAGUCUCCAGCCAGUCUUGCUGCGCUUCCGUCAACCACUUCCGCAUGGUCUGCUGGAACUGUCUCGCGGCAGUUGCGGGCAUGGCGUCUCCCAGAAUGGGCAAACCGCAGAAACAAACACCUAGACUUCACCGCUGACUUUGACUUCGAUGAAUUCUGCCAGCGAUAUGCCCUGCUUGGUUGCAAGGAUGGCAGGGAUGGCAUUGAAAGCUGGGUUAUGGAACGUGGAUGGAGUAAUGGAGAAGUCGUCGUUGGCAAAGAGCGUGUAUGGAUGCGGGAAAGUGCUUGGUGGGAGGCAGAAGGAAUGCUUGAUUUGAAGCCCACGAACGAAGGAGGCUUCACCAGCCUUGGCGGUAUGGUUGGUGCUGAUACGCUUGAGUCGGGUUAUUCAAACGGUCAGAAUGGUGGUGGGUUCUUCCCUCCUAUGAUCGAAUCGUCGCCGCAUGGAAGCCGAGAUCAGCUUGUUCAGAACCGCCAAAGCUCGAUAACCAUGGCUCGCAGUGGACUUGGCGCUCGCUCAGUUGCCCCUUCAAGAAACAUUAGCGGCGGCGAUUACGGCCUUGGGUAUAAGGGUGACGACAUGAAAGGCCAGGUAUACUACACCAACGAGAUGGGUGAGUUGGUCAACGGCAUGGACCCUGAACUCGCCGAACCGAAGAGCAUCACAACUGAAGAGAUGACAAUCAGCCGCCGCAUCUGGGUUGGCGUGGUGUGGGCGCUGACUUUCUGGAUCCCUUCCUUUCUGCUUCGUUACAUUGGUCGUAUGAAGCGGCCAGACGUCCGUAUGGCCUGGCGCGAGAAGCUUGUGUUGGUCUUCUUUAUCUUCCUUAUGAACGCUAUGAUCGUAUUCUGGAUCAUUGAGUUUGGAAGGCUCCUCUGUCCAAACUUCGAUAAAGCUUGGAAUGAGAAAGAAGUCUCUACUCACCAAGGCGAUAACGAUUUCUAUGUCAGUAUCCAUGGGAGAGUCUAUGAUAUCUCAAAAUUCUGGAAGACACAACACAGCGAUAUAGCGAUCAAAACCUCCAAGGACAACAUGCAGCCAUUUGCCGGCCUGAAUCUCGAUGGGUACUUCAUUCCACCACUUACGGUUGCCUGCCCGGGACUUGUCACCGACGACACUCUAGUUCUAUUGUCCAGUCCCAAUACCACGGUCAUGUAUCCCGAUGCUAAGCAUUCGGCUGGCAAACUCUACCCUGAUCCCAAUAGCAAAUUACACGAUAUCACCUGGUAUGGCUCGGUAUUUCUGCCCCGGAUCAAAGAAUUCUACAAGGGGGAUCUAGUAACCAAGAAAUCCAAAAUUACUUCUGAAGGCCAGGAUAAUAACCGUUACUGGUUCAUACUUGAUAACAAGAUCUACGACCUGAUAGAUUACUUCUAUACCUUGGACACCCAGGGCAAUUUGCCGAUUUAUCAAUUUAUCGACCCUACCGUCGCCAAGAUCAUCACCAACAACCCAGGCCUAGAUAUCACCAAGGACUGGAACGAAAACUUUGACAAUGCCAACGCAACGCAACAAGUCCUUCUCAAGAAUACAUUGAACUGCUUCAACAACGCCUUCUACACCGGUAUCCCUGAUUUCCGCGACUCGGUUAAAUGCCAAGUAAAUAACUACCUCCUCCUUGCUUUCACAGUCAUCUUGUGCGCUGUCAUCUUGGUCAAGUUCCUGGCUGCUCUCCAGUUUGGUUCUAAGCGACGUCCACAGCCCCAAGACAAGUUUGUUAUUUGCCAGGUCCCCGCCUAUACCGAAGGCGAAGAUUCAUUGCGGAAGGCUUUGGAUUCAUUAACUGCUCUGCAAUACGACAACAAGAGGAAGCUAAUCUGCGUCAUUUGUGACGGCAUGAUUGUAGGAGGUGGUAACGACAGGCCAACGCCCAAAAUUGUCUUAGAUAUCUUAGGGGUUGACCCUAAGAUUGACCCUCCCGCUUUGCCCUUCAAGUCCGUUGGCGAGAGCAACGAGCAGCUCAAUUACGGAAAAGUAUAUUCUGGUCUCUAUGAAUACGAAGGCAACGUUGUCCCGUACCUUGUUGUGGUCAAGGUCGGCAAGGAAUCUGAGCAGUCGAAGGCAAAGCCUGGCAACCGAGGAAAGCGAGACUCUCAGAUUCUGCUUAUGAGCUUCUUGAACCGAGUGCACCACCGGUCACCUAUGUCCCCGCUUGAGCUAGAAAUGUUCCAUCAAAUCAACAAUAUCAUUGGUGUCGACCCUGAACUAUAUGAGUAUCUAUUGAUGGUAGACGCCGAUACCAGCGUCCGGGAGGAUUCCUUGAAUCGUCUAGUGGCUGCUUGCGUAAAUAACGCCAAGAUUGCAGGUAUCUGUGGUGAAACCAGUCUCGAGAAUGAGGAAAGGUCAUGGUGGACUAUGAUCCAAGUUUACGAAUACUUCAUCUCUCAUCACUUGGCCAAGGCCUUCGAAUCACUUUUCGGCAGCGUUACUUGUUUACCUGGAUGCUUUUCCAUGUACCGUCUUCGAACAGCUGACAAAGGAAAACCUCUCAUCAUUUCGGACGCUGUCCUUAAUGAAUACAGCGAUUGCGUUGUCGACACACUACACAAGAAGAAUUUACUGUCCCUCGGUGAAGAUCGUUAUCUCACCACGCUCAUGACCAAACAUUUCCCAUACAUGUCAUACAAAUUCAUCCCCGAUGCGUAUGCCUGUACCGCCGCACCCGAAACAUGGAGCGUCCUUCUAUCUCAGCGGAGAAGGUGGAUCAAUUCCACAAUCCACAAUCUUGCUGAGCUAGUUUGGCUCAAGGAGCUGUGCGGAUUCUGCUGUUUCAGCAUGAGAUUCGUUGUCUUCAUUGAUUUAUUUGGUACCAUCAUUCUGCCAGCUACCUGCGCCUAUCUUGUAUACCUUAUCUACAGGCUUGCCACGAACACAGGCCAAUUCCCCAUAAUCUCCAUCGUCAUGUUAGCAGCUGUAUAUGGUCUCCAGGCUUUGGUUUUCAUCCUCAAGCGGCAAUGGCAACAUAUCGGAUGGAUGAUCAUUUACAUUUUAGCAUUCCCCAUCUAUUCUUUCGUCCUCCCUGUCUACUCCUUCUGGAACCAGGACAACUUCUCGUGGGGUAACACCCGCGUUGUCAUAGGCGAGAAGGGCAGCAAGCAGGUGAUUGCAAUCGAUGAUGAUGGCUUCGACCCUCGCAGUAUUCCCCUCCAGCGAUGGGAUGACUAUGCUCUUGUUAACAACCUUCCCGGUCGUCGCGGCGUCCCUGUCGAAAAGAAUUAUGACAAUUACGAGGACACUUACGAGAUGGAUGAUAUGAAAUCCAUGUACUCGUCCGUCAAGCCCGCCUCAACAAUUCUUACAGGGUUCCCUGGCCGUAGUGGAGCCUUCGUGCCACCACAAUCGCCUGGAUUUGGCGGAAUGCGUCAAUCGGUCUAUUCAACACCGUACAUGGAGCAACCUGGUGCUGGCGCUGCACGCCAAUCGAUGAUGUCGCUCGGUGGCGGACUGCAAGAUCGUUCCGCAUCCCCUUAUCAAGAUUACCCGCAGGCGCGACCAAACAUGGGUAUGAUGCCCUCCUCUGACAAUUUCCUCAACGCUUCACGCAGCACAAUUGGAUUCACAGGUGGCGCCCGCACCCCCCUCGGACAAGACGCAGCUCCAAGACCCGUCAGUCAAUUCGAUUUCCAGCGAGGCAACAGCGGGCCAGAUGACAUGAUGAUCGUAGAGGCUAUCCAGUCCUGUCUGAGAGAAGUGGAUCUGGAUACUGUGACCAAGAAACAGGUCCGCGCCUUGGUCGAGCAGAGAUUGCAGACCGAAUUAGUGGGAGAGAGGAGGACAUUCCUUGAUAGAAUGAUUGAUUCCGAGUUAGCUAAUAUGUAG